Molecule: messenger RNA, 1118 nt
Organism: Pseudonaja textilis
Lineage: Eukaryota; Metazoa; Chordata; Lepidosauria; Squamata; Elapidae
Source: RefSeq, a predicted model, not a curated record
CUUUCAGAGUUCAAGGAAGCCUUCUCCCUCUUCGACAAAGACGGCGAUGGCACCAUCACCACCAAGGAACUGGGCACCGUGAUGCGCUCCCUGGGCCAGAACCCCACCGAGGCCGAGUUGCAAGACAUGAUCAACGAAGUGGAUGCGGAUGGCAACGGCACCAUCGACUUCCCAGAAUUCCUCACCAUGAUGGCCCGGAAAAUGAAAGACACAGACAGCGAAGAAGAGAUCCGCGAGGCCUUCCGAGUUUUCGACAAGGAUGGCAAUGGGUACAUCAGCGCCGCCGAGCUGCGCCACGUGAUGACCAACCUGGGCGAGAAGCUAACGGACGAGGAGGUGGAUGAAAUGAUCCGAGAAGCGGACAUCGAUGGGGACGGGCAAGUCAAUUACGAAGAGUUUGUACAGAUGAUGACCGCCAAAUAAGACAAGCCGUUGCCUCUCUUCCCCCUCCCCUUCGCUCGCCCGCCCGCCCCCCCACGCCCGUUCCCAGGAUGGAAGGAUGGCCUUUUUCCCGCCGGGAUCUUAUCCAGCCCCCACCUGUCUUUUGUCUGUGUACAACUUAUGCCCCAUUGACGCUUUUUAACAGUUUGUGGCUGUUCCCUGCUCUGCCUCCCUUUCCCCGCCCUCCUCGUGCCCCAAGUGGGGGGGGGGCGGGUAGUCGGCCGGACACAGUGCCCCGAAACCCAUGUGGAGAGCGAUGGGGCCGGACUAAAGCGCCGAGUCCAGGAUGCCUUUGGACAAGCGGUGGGUGGAAAGGUGAGGCUGCCCCCCCCCCCCCCCCCCCGUUCAACCCCUGCCUUGCAACCCAACGGCCUUUUCCCGCCUCCUGCGUUCAUGGGACGGUUUUUCCGUAUGCAGCCUUGUUGCGUACUUCCUCCAUCGGACCGUUGUCUUCCUAGGACUAUCUGCAUAUCUUGGAUAUAUUGUAAUUGUUAACCUAAUCGAUACCAUCCUCCCCACCCCGCCCGCUCCAGACCCCCUCCAUGGCUUCAGGGAAUGCUUCUGUUCCAUUCCAGUUGAUGUAAAGUUUUCUUUUUAUCAUUAUUUUUUUCCUUCUUUCUUUCUUCUUUUUCUUUCUUUUUGGUUCUUCUUUUAAAUAAACUUUGUGUUUCAAAUCU